CCCUCCAUAGAGUGGAUGUACUAUGUAAGGUUUGCAUUACACCAGCACUGAUACGUCGGCUAUAACGCUGCAUUACUCGGGGCAUUACACACAGAUUUGCUCCCCGACCCGGCAGACAGUAGCAGGCUUUCUCAGUCUGGGCGCUGAUGGGUGGUCAGCUGAUAACAGGUCAUGUGACAGAGAGGCUCGGAGAUCAUGUGACAUGGCUCACACGCCGUUGUAUCUGCUGCUGUUGUGGGUCUUCGGGCUUUCCAGUUUCUGCGAUGGUCUCAGACACUGGAGGCUGUAUACCGAGCCCCGGACCCCCGGGGUGGGCGUGCAGGAGCGCUGGUUUCUGCAACGGCUGGAUCACUUCACCGGGGCUGACACCAGGGUGUGGAAGCAGCGGUAUUUUAUAAAUGACACCUUCACACAGAGCAGCGGCCCUGUGUUCCUGAUGAUCGGAGGGGAAGGUGCUGCCAAUCCGGGUUGGAUGACAGCUGGUACAUGGAUAACAUAUGCUGAAAAGAUGGGGGCCCUUUGUCUACUACUGGAACAUAGGUUUUAUGGCAAAAGUCACCCAACCAAGGAUAUGAACUUGGAAAAUCUACAGUACCUGAGCAGCCAGCAAGCCCUGGCGGACCUUGCCCACUUCCAGACUGUGAUGACUGAGAAACUGGAGCUAGGUACCAGGAAGUGGAUUGUGUUUGGAGGAUCUUAUCCUGGAUGUCUUGCAGCAUGGUACAGAAUAAAGUAUCCUCACCUGGCCUAUGCAGCCGUAGCCAGCAGUGCACCUGUUAAAGCUGUAGUCAAUUUUCCAGAAUACCUAGAAGUUGUGCAGGCCUCUUUGGCUAAGAAUCACUCGGAUUGCCCCAGGACUAUUAAAUUGGCUUCAGACACCUUGCUAGAAUUGCUAGUUUAUACAGAGAAUUAUGAGAAAAUUACAAAAGAUUUCAAUUUGUGUAAGCCUUUGAAUAUAAGCUCAGAAAUGGACUUUGCCUUCUUCCUUGACACAAUUGCUGAAUAUGUCAUGGAUAUUGUUCAGUAUAACAAUGAUAACCGAGAAUUUGAGGGUGUGAAGGGCACCAACAUCACCAUCCAGGUUGUAUGCGACGUUAUGGCCACUGAAUCACUGGGCUCCCCAUAUGAGAGAUAUGCUGAAGUUAUUCACAUCAUUAUGAAAGCUAAAACGGAAAAGUGCAUUGAUGUAAGGUACCAGAAAUAUGUUCAAGAUAUGAGUGACAGCAGCUGGGAAGGGCCAUCUUCAACUGGAGGUCGGCAGUGGCUGUACCAGACAUGCACAGAAUUUGGAUAUUUUCAAUCUACAGAUUCCCAUGCUCAGCCAUUCUCAGGUUUCCCUUUAAGGUACCAUGUCCAGCAAUGUACAGAUAUCUAUGGUGCCGAGUUUAAUUUAGCAAUGGUUACUGGUGCAGUUCAGCAAACAAAUGAAAAUUAUGGAGGUCUGAAAGUCCAAGCCAGCCGAAUCAUUUUUCCAAAUGGCUUGAUUGAUCCAUGGCAUGCUCUGGGCAUUACCACAAACAUUAGCAGUGAUCUUUUGGCCUUUCCAAUGGAGGAUGCUGCUCAUUGUGCAGAUAUGUAUCCAGCCCGCCCUGAAGAGCCUCCAGUGUUACCUCAAGUAAGAAGGCAGAUAUUUGAGCAGCUUACAAAAUGGCUGCAAUUGUAAGCAAGCUGAAAACAAUCUGAAUGUCGAGUUUAAAGAUUAUCAUAUCAUGCAUGUGUAAUCGGAUUUUGUCAAUAAAGUAUGUGAUGAUAAAAAAAUUACGGUUAUGGAAAAUCUGGAACAUUCUGUAGAUGCUGCAGAUUGCAGUGAGAAUGUGGCUGUAUUGUGUGUUUUGAUUAAGCUUCUCUUAUUUUAUCCCGUCUGAAAUUUUGUUUGAUUAAGAUAAAAAUAAAUUUGUAGAUUUUUUGCAAGAA
Molecule: messenger RNA, 1914 nt
Organism: Pseudophryne corroboree (corroboree frog)
Lineage: Eukaryota; Metazoa; Chordata; Amphibia; Anura; Myobatrachidae
Product: putative serine protease K12H4.7
Exons: 9
Coding region: 203-1663 (486 amino acids)
Biological process (GO): proteolysis
Molecular function (GO): serine-type exopeptidase activity; dipeptidyl-peptidase activity
Source: RefSeq, a predicted model, not a curated record